AUGGCGGAGAUGAAGGCUGAGGAAGCCAAGAGCUCGGCCCCGGAACUCGAUGGCCUGACGCCUUUGCAUCUCGCCGUUUUGAAAGGCAGCUACGCCCAUGUUCGCUGGAUUGUCCAUGAACGGGAGUAUGGUGUGAACGCGCUCACUGCAGACAAAAUAACACCUCUCAUGCUCGCAGCCUUAUACGGACGAAGUGACAUCUUCCUGCUUCUUUGGGGAAAAAAAGCCUCACCGAAUUCAAAAGACAGCCACGGCUACACACUGUUGGACUAUGCGGAGCCGCGAUUCAAAUUUUUCCAAAAUCUCCUUCAUCAGUGCAACAAGAUUGCCAGCCGAAAGCCCGACACGGGGGGGCGGAGAGAUAUCUACAGAGUACUGAAGGGCUUGCAGGUUACAAGGCGUCGAACCAACAUGCGUCGCACCCAAGAACAUGCAGCGGCUCAGCAAGAAGCCCGGGCUCAGUCUCGGCCCCAAGCUCCUGCGCACAUGAAUCAAAUCAGCCAGCAGCAAUCUGUACACGAUUUGCCCAGGCGUGCUGUGUUCCUCCCGUCUUCAGAUGGCAAACAGCUAGAGUUUGUGGAAGGGAGAUGCGUUGCGGCGAAUGAGCGCACUCACCCCGCCAGGAAAUGCAUCGGCGUGAUUCUGGGUGUGGACGGGAGCCACACUGACAUGUUCGCUGUCUCCGGCUGGGGUGUUAAGAGAGAUGGGACCGUCGCAUCAACAAACACCCUCGACAACACAAUCUACACGGGGCUUAUGAUGCGGGCGGCGCCGCUUCUGAAUUUCAAGCUUCCCGCCAAUGGGGCAGUUUUCCAUGUGUCCGGUACUGAGGAGCUCACAGAAGAUACCGUUGCCCUGCUGAAGGGUCAGCUUGGUAUUUUACCACCUGGGCUGCGAGAGACAGUAAUCCACCUCAAUCAUGAGGUUGCGUGUCGAAACUGUCUGCGGUUCCUUGAAGUCUUGAACCAGAAGACUGGCCUCGUGUUUCGAGUUGAAUUCCACAAAUGGUACACCGAGGUGAAGAGGAAGAAGACGCCACAGCUCUGGAUCCAGCCAGAUGGAAGUGCCAGGCCAGUCACAGGAGCUCCGUAUGAUUCAGGUGCCGACGAAAAUGCGGAGCUGAUCGACGAUGAGCUUGGCCUUCUCGACGGCGGAGACGAUACAGCUACCGGCCUCCAUGAUGAUCCUGCGGAUCCCCAGCAAGGUGACAAUGUGAACACGCGUACUGACCCGACGACCCCUCGGAAACGGACGAGCCAUCGGUCAACCAGUGCGCCCGAGCGGGUGUCAGGGCCCGACUACCCGAAGGAAGGGUCAGCAGUCAGCCAGGAGCCUCCGUACGAUAGCUAUCCGUAUCCGAAGCUCUACGUGACGCCGCCCUCGCGCAACGUCCAGGCCUUGCCGACACCACAAUCGCUCGCCCGAAUCAACGAGCUGUCGCGAAGAUCGACCCCUCCCAGCCCAGCCGGCCUUUCCGAGGGCAUGGGCUCACAAAAUCAGCCAGGCAGCAUGUCGCCCUUGCCGUCGCAGGAGUGGGAAGUGGAAGAUAUCGUGGCGACGGAAGAAAGAGACGGCGCGCGAUGGUUCCUCGUGAAAUGGAGAGGGUUUCCGGACGAGAACGACACUUGGGAGAGUGAGAGCAACCUGGCCAACGCGCAGGAGGCGGUCAGCAAGUUCAUGGAAGAACUUCGCGCCAUUCAGUCUUGA
Molecule: messenger RNA, 1707 nt
Organism: Diaporthe batatas
Lineage: Eukaryota; Fungi; Ascomycota; Sordariomycetes; Diaporthales; Diaporthaceae
Exons: 3
Coding region: 1-1707 (568 amino acids)
Biological process (GO): chromatin organization; negative regulation of transcription by RNA polymerase II
Cellular component (GO): pericentric heterochromatin
Molecular function (GO): chromatin binding
Source: RefSeq, a predicted model, not a curated record